Hippocampus comes (tiger tail seahorse) is the source of this 3510-nucleotide messenger RNA. RefSeq names its product forkhead box B1a (gene foxb1a). NCBI's taxonomy places the organism in Eukaryota, Metazoa, Chordata, Actinopteri, Syngnathiformes, Syngnathidae. Gene Ontology annotation, biological process: regulation of transcription by RNA polymerase II; cell differentiation; anatomical structure morphogenesis. Gene Ontology annotation, molecular function: DNA-binding transcription factor activity, RNA polymerase II-specific; RNA polymerase II cis-regulatory region sequence-specific DNA binding. Bases 2154 to 3101 code for a protein of 315 amino acids. The transcript has a single exon. The record is from RefSeq and is a predicted model, not a curated record.
CGUACAAGUGCAAUGCAAUUUGGCUUAUCCCAACCUUUGUUCGGCUUUCUCUACAAAUGACCAAACAUAGUGCAGACUUGAUCGACUGCUGCUUGAACUCGGGAGUUUGGGUGCAUUCACACUCAAGAGUCACGGUGGUAUUUUUUCACUGUGUGCACUGGACUGAUAUCCCAUCAAUUUUGGAGCCACACACUUUGUGCGUGACAUGAGAAAAAAAAUGUUCACGGCGCUUUUUUUUUUUAAACUGCACAUAAACAAAUACGAUUGACAAAGAUGAAUGAUUUCAAUGAGGCUAAUAUGCGUCAAGAAGAAUGGCGCGUUCAAGCACACGUGACAUUUACAGCAUUUGCAGGAUAAAAUGAGCGUAAAUUCCAGAUGAUGUGAUUGACUUUUACGCGCGUGAAUUAAACACAAAAGGGCCCCUUUUUUAUCGUUUUGGUAAAUGCACCAGUGAAUGGGUGUCAAAAGUUGUUUAUCCAUGGCGAUGUGUUGUCAUUAUUCGCACUUCCUUUUGCACAAAACCUUUUGGGCCGAACAUUAAUAGGAACUGACAGGUGUUAAAAGCCACUCUGCAGGGGAAGGGAACCCCCCCCGGCCCCCCACCCCCCAAAAAAGCACGCUGUUUAAAGAUAUUUUAAGUAUGCACCAUCUUGCAACAUUAGUUUUCAUAAACAUUUUAUUUCAUUAUAUUUUCUUUUCCAAAUGAUCUCUGAGAUGAUGCCCUUCCACGGACAUCUUGUGCUUUCUUUCGUUCUUACUUUUUUUUUUUUUGUCCAAAAUGUUCCCCGCAAUGCGAUUCUUUUUUGUAAUCCGUCAGACUGGUGAUGGGGCGCAUUGUGGAUUUAUUGGGGUGGCGGCGGUGGUGUAGGGGGGGGGGUGAGGUUUUGGAAUUAGCAUAAAUUAUGAGCAAAUCUGCGUGUGCGUGUGUGUGGUCCUCGCCAUUGCAAACCCUCCAAGCGGAAAGGUGGCCCUGGGUUCUCCCCCUUCCCUCCUAAAAAAAAAAAAAAAAAAAAGCUUGAAUAGCAGUCGUUCAGAAUAGGCUUCCCAUUUGGUUUUCACAUUCAUAUAAUUGACUUAUGGAUAUUUUAUACAGUUUUCCUGCACACCAUCUUCAAGGGUUUAUUUGCAUUCCUGAAGUACUUCUCAGUAUGCUUUCCACAAACACAAAGGGGCUGCCUGAUUGCCUCGUCAAGUUGGAGUUUGAACAGCAUUUGUUUGCAUUGGGUUGUAAUGUUUUCACACCGUCCGCUUCCCCCGAAAUGUUUACAGUGCGUUUUUGUAAACAAUGAAACAAUACAUUAAUCCCUUUAAUAAAAUAAAUAGGGAUGAGGAAAAAAAACAAUCAUUUAUUUUAAUGUUAAUGUGAUUCAUUUAAACAUUUUUUACACGUGUCUUGUUUAAAAUGACCGUGUUAUCACCAUGCAAAAUACACGGACUGAAAUCAACUGAAAGUAACUGAUACACACGGGCCGUUUCACAUCCGUCGGAAAAAAACAAUGCGGGCGCAUUUGCCCUUUAAAUGAAUACAAAGUAAAACUUCUGCCGCCGUGUCAUGUCAAAUAUCGGUGCAAGUGUCAAGCAUAAGAGCAUACCUCCACACACUGAGUGCCAUCGCCGUUCAAUUCCGGCUGCCGAGCCUUUUCACCCCUUUUUCUGUCUUCAAAUGGAAAUGAUUUCCAUUGGCCCAAGGUGUCCAUGUAAAUAGGUGUAAAUGAAACCAGAUUAUGCCUUCCUCCUCCUUCCCUCCGCCCCUCCCUCCUCCUCCUCCUCCGCCUCCUCCCUCUCCACCUCCUCCUCCCAUGGCAAUUGUCAUGUGAUAGCAAAGAGGUGGCACAUUAAUGGAAGCUCCUCGGCGGGGGUCUUUUCUGCUCAUGUCACGACAUAAAACUAUCAGAUGGUUCGAGGAGGGCCAUGGAGGCAUCUUCCACUUAGUCCGGGACGCCCCGAUGAAGUCUUGUGAGCUCCUCUAGCGGGACCAAGCUGAGAAAAGACGUCCGAGCAAGCAAGCCGCCCCACUUUCUGUCGGCGCACGAGCUGGGAAAACAACUCCUGCAUGAAGAAACUCGCACCGAGGAAUUAAGGGUGACUACUUGUUUCUUUGCGUGUUUUUUUUCGGGGGGCGGGGGGCUGUUGUUUUGAAAACUGUCUCGAGGAUGCCUCGUCCGGGGAGAAACACGUACAGCGACCAGAAGCCUCCGUAUUCGUACAUCUCUCUGACGGCCAUGGCCAUCCAGAGCUGCCCGGAGAAGAUGCUCCCCCUGAGUGAAAUCUACAAGUUCAUCAUGGAUCGCUUCCCUUACUACCGAGAAAACACGCAGCGGUGGCAGAACUCGCUGAGGCACAACUUGUCCUUCAACGAUUGCUUCAUCAAAAUCCCCCGGCGCCCCGACCAGCCCGGCAAAGGCAGCUUCUGGGCGCUGCACCCCAGCUGCGGGGACAUGUUCGAGAACGGCAGCUUUCUGAGGCGACGCAAGCGCUUCAAGGUGCUCGGCGCUUCCGACCACCUGGCCCCCAGCAAGCAGUCGGACGCCGCCCACUACCUCCAGCAGCAGGCCAAGCUGCGGCUGAGCGCCCUGCAGGCGGCCACCGGCACGCACCUGCCCCAGAUGUCCACCUACAACCUCGGGGUGUCCCACCAGACCUCCACCUUCAAGCACCCGUUCGCCAUCGAGAACAUCAUCGCCAGAGAGUACAAGGUCCCCGGGAGCUUGGCCUUCUCCACCAUGCAGUCCAUGUCGGCCGGCUACCCGCUGCACAACCAGCUCACCUCGGCCUGGCCGCACGUGUACAACAGCGGCGUGAUGGACACGGCGGCGCCCAUCCCCAUGGCUCCAAGCGACUACAGCGCCUACGGCGUGCCCAUCAAGUCCCUGUGUCACGGGGCGCAGACUCUACCGGCCAUCCCGGUGCCCAUCAAGCCCACGCCGACCUCCAUGGCCGGCUUCUCGGCGCUCCCCCACCACCUGCCCGCCUUCCUGUCCAACUCGCCACAGUCCCUGAGCCCGACUUCGCCACAGACUGCCACCAGCCAAAGCAGCCCCGCCACCCCCAGCGAGACGCUCACCAGCCCGGCGACGCUCCAGUCGGUGGCCGUGCACUGACCAAACGGAUCAGACUAAACGAAACUGCUGGUUUAGCGAACCCAAAGUUUAUAUAUCUGUCGUACGUCGGACUCUAUUCAAGGCGAGUUGCUUAUUGAUUCACUUGUGUAUAUGUUGAAUGUGUCGCUUUAAAUCGUGUCCUGAAAAAAAAAAGUCCAGCACAGAAUUUCGCAGUAUUGCUCUUCAAGAAAAUCUAAAUUAUUUGAAAAGUUCACAUUGACUUAAACGUGUUAAGGAGGGGCGGGGGUUGUAAGGCCCUAAAUGGGUCAAUAGGUUUCAGUUUUAUACUCGCAAAACUUUUGCACACUUUUCUGUGCGGCCACUGUAACGUCAAUGACACUGACGCUUUCCUCGAAUAAUGGAGUAAUGGGCGAGGGUAUACCAAAUAGACUAGAUUUAUUUCCCUGUU